AUGGAUCCCAAUACUCAGGGCAGGCCUGUUUUUGGUUUAGAGCUCACACACCAGAAAGAAAAAAAAAAAUUACAGAAUGCACAAUAUGAGUUGAAAAUUCUUAAAGGAGAUCAGUGUAAUCCCUCUUUAAUUUGGUCUUUUCCUCUUAAAUUCAUUUCGCAUAUGGGAAGACAUUUGCGCAGCGGACACAAGGAUAUUUUUACACAUGCUGAACACCCUUCGUCCUGGGAGAAGUCCUUGCCCCUAAUUGAGAUCCUGACGGGAGGCAAACCUUGCAAACACAGCUCUGCAAGUACAGAAAGGCGCUCUCACCACCAUCCAAGUGGCCUUUGGAAUACAGUUCUCCUUCUCUUUAGGCUCACGCGUCCAUGGAUUCCUCCACAGCAUUCGGGCGGGGGUGCUGAAGUGCAGUGA
Molecule: messenger RNA, 414 nt
Organism: Rangifer tarandus platyrhynchus (Svalbard reindeer)
Lineage: Eukaryota; Metazoa; Chordata; Mammalia; Artiodactyla; Cervidae
Source: the annotation of a GenBank genome assembly